CAAUAAUUCGAUAAUCACCAGUUUUACCAAACCAAAAAAUGUUUUUGAAAAUUAUGCAUCGGUGACAAUGGAUGGACAAAAAUAUAUGAAUGAAGAAGAUUUUCUAAGAGUCAUAGCACCGGGAGAAGAUUAUAAAAAAAUAAAAAAAGAAAUAUUUUCCGCAUUAUUUAAAGUUGCUGAUACCAAUAAUAAAGGACUGAUUUCUCUACAAGAUUUUGUAAUCUUUGAAAAUUUACUAUUAAAACCCAAUGCAGAAUAUGAAAUUGCCUUUAAAUUGUUUGAUAUUAAAGGCAAAGGUAAAAUCACCAUUGGACAAUUUAAACAAAUACUACAAUCAUAUUUAAAAAAAUCUGAUAGUAUACCAUUUAAUUUUGAUUGUGAUUGGUUGAAGUUGUAUGCCAGUAAUGAUAAACAUGAAUUGACUUAUGAAGAAUUUUCCCAAUUAUUAAAAGGUUUAGAAGGUGAAAGAAUACGUCAAGAAUUUAUGCAUUACGAUAAGGAGGGUAACGGUUAUAUUAAACCCGACCAAUUCAAACAGAUCAUGCUUUCAACAGCAAAGCAUAAAUUGUCCGAUUUUGUUAUAGAUCAUUUAGAUACUAUAGCAGAUUUAUCAAAAAAUGGCAGAAUCAAUUAUGCAGUGGUAGUUGCUUUUCAUAAUGUUUUGCGCCAGAUGAAUAUGGUAGAAAGAAUUGUGUUGAAGGCGAUUUCGAAUAGUAAAGAUGGAAAAAUCACAAAAAAUGAUUUUAUAAACACGGCUUCCAAAGAAACGUCAUUUUCUUUAUUCACACCACUAGAAGUUGAUAUAGUUUUUCAUUUCGCUCGUCUUCUAAAAAAUAAACCUGACGACAGAUUAAGCAGAAAUGAUUUUAUUCAACUACUGGAUAAUAAAUGGCAUCAGAAAUCGUCAGAAACUAAACGACGCGUGGCAAUUAUUGAUGUUUACUCGCUUACUUUGGGAUCAAUUGCUGGUUCUGUUGGAGCAACUUCUGUGUAUCCUAUCGAUUUAGUUAAAACUAGAAUGCAAAACCAAAGAACAAAGGUUUUGGGAGAAGUACUAUACAAAAAUAGCAUAGAUUGUUUUCGUAAAGUUUUAAAGUCUGAAGGAAUUGCAGGCCUUUAUAGUGGUUUAGGUCCUCAAUUAAUUGGUGUAGCACCUGAAAAAGCCAUAAAAUUAACAGCCAAUGAUUUUGUGAAAUCACUUUUAACUGAUAAAAAAACCGGCGAAAUUUCAUUUAAACGUGAGAUUUUGUCAGGUGGAGUCGCGGGAGGUUGUCAAGUAUUUACGAAUCCAUUAGAAAUUGUAAAAAUUCGACUUCAAGUACAAGGACGAGCAGCAAAAAAUUACAUAAAACCAACUCCACACAAAUCUGCAUUAUCGAUAGUUAAAACUCUUGGUAUAACGGGGUUAUAUAAAGGAACAUGCGCAUGUUUAUUAAGAGAUAUACCAUUUAGUGCAAUAUAUUUUCCUGCGUACUCACAUAUAAAAAAAGAUUUUUUUCAAGAUGGUAAAGAUGGAAAAAAAUGUGGUUUAGGAGAAUUAUUGUUAUCUGGUGCAAUUGCAGGUAUUCCAGCAGCCUAUUUUACAACACCAGCUGAUGUUAUCAAAACGAGAUUACAAGCAGAAGCUAGACAAGGACAAACUCAAUACAAUGGUAUAAUAGAUGCGACUAAAAAAAUAUGCGGGGAAGAAGGAUUUAAAGCUUUGUUCAGGGGUGGUCCUGCUAGAGUUCUUAGAUCCUCUCCACAAUUUGGCACAACAUUAAUGGUUUAUGAAUUAUUACAUCGAUGGUUGCCCUGGAAUGAGCCAAAUAAAGUUGCAACUACCAACAUUAAUGACGAUUAUAAUAGUAUGGGUUAUUUAAAAAGUAGAAAUGCUUUAAAAAUUUUAUAG
Molecule: messenger RNA, 1891 nt
Organism: Entrophospora candida
Lineage: Eukaryota; Fungi; Glomeromycota; Glomeromycetes; Entrophosporales; Entrophosporaceae
Source: the annotation of a GenBank genome assembly